AUGGUUCCCACGGGAUUGCUUGUACUUCUGGCUGCCUGCUGUGUGUCGCAGACAUCCGCAGGAUUCGGAUUUGGACUGGGAGGCGGAGGAUCUUCUGCCCAGGCCAGUCUUCCGGGCUUGGGUCUCAGCGGCAGCUACAACGGUGGUGGAGGAGGAUUGUUUGGAAUCGGUGGCAAUCAAAAUGCUGGAUCCGCAGCCCAUCAAGCCGCAAACGGACUCCUGGGAGUGGCGGGCGCUGGUGCCAACGCUUUACAUCAAGCAGGAGCUGCAACAGCUUCCCUUGGGGCUCAGGCUGUCAAGGAGACCGCCAAUGUGGCAUCCACUGGAGCAGCUAAUCUCCACCAAGCUGCCUCUGGUACAUCCCACUCUGGUUCUGCUUCGAUUGGAGCUGGGAAUUUGAACGUCAAAACAUCCGGAACAGGAUCUGGACUUACUAUUAGUGGAUCUCACAAUUCAGGAGCUGCUGGAUCGGCGGCUCAUCAAGCUGCUAAUGGACUACUCGGAGUUGCAGGAGCUGGUGCCAAUGCCAUACAUCAGGCCGGAGUUGCCACAGCUUCCCUUGGAGCUCAGGCUGUCAAGGAAACCGCCAAUGUGGCUUCCACUGGAGCUGCUAAUCUCCACCAAGCUGCCUCUGGUACUUCCCACUCUGGUUCUGCUUCCUUGGGAUCAGGACACUCGGGAUCUGCCUCCAUUGGAGCUGGCAACUUGAACAUUAAAGCCACAGGAUCCAAUGCGGGACUGUCUGUUAGUGGAUCACAUAAUGGUGCAUCUGCAGCGCAUCAAGCUGCAAACGGAAUCCUGGGAGUGGCAGGAGCUGGGGCCAAUGCUGUACACCAGGCAGGAUCUGCCACUGCUUCCCUCGCAGCUCAGGCGGUGAAAGAAACCGCAAAUGUGGCCUCCACCGGAGCAUCUAACCUCCACCAAGCUGCCUCAGGUACUUCUGGUUCUGGAUCUGCUUCGACUGGAACUGGUCAUCUGAACAUCAAAACCUCUGGAACAAACGCUGGACUUACGGUUAGUGGAACUCACAACUCAGGAGCGGCUGGAGCAACGGCUCAUCAAGCUGCUAACGGCGUACUCGGAGUAGCAGGAGCUGGUGCCAAUGCCAUACAUCAGGCCGGAGCUGCCACAACUUCCCUUGGAGCUCAGGCUGUCAAGGAAACCGCCAAUGUGGCUUCCACUGGAGCUGCUAAUCUCCACCAAGCUGCCUCUGGCACUUCCCACUCGGGUUCUGCUACCCUGGGGGCUGGACAUUCAGGCUCUGCCUCUAUUGGAGCUGGACACGUGAGUAUUGGAGCCUCUGGAACAACUGCCGCUGAGACUGCAAAGAUUAGCGCCGGACAUGGAGCCGCCCACUCAGGAUCAGCCUCGAUUGGAGCUGGUCAUGUGAGCAUCGGAGCCUCUGGAAAUACUGGAUCGGACUCCUCCAAAACCAGUGCUGGCCACGCCAAAAUCGAAGCCACAUCGGGCUCCUCAGGUGCUAAGAUCACUGCAGGUAAUGUGAACACCCAUUCUACGGAAAUCAAGGGAUCUGCAGGACAUCAUGCUGUCGGAGCAAGUGAAUCUGGCUCAACGCACACUUCGUCUAGCUAUCACAAAUCCGAGUCCUAUAAGGUCAGCUCCGGACACUCGACCAUUCAGUCUUCCAGUACCAUGAAAACCACGUCCGGUAGUGCUACCAUUGGCACUGGCAGCUCCGCUAAUCAGGGAUCAAGUGCGGGACACUUAACUAUUGGUUCGACUGGCUCUUCUUCCGGCGCUCUGCAAGCUCAAUCCUCUAAAGUAAACUCGGGACAUGUCAGUUCUGGAUCUGGACAUUUGAGCAUUGGACAUACUGGCUCUUCGAAAAACCAGGGUUCUACUGCAGCUUCUCUUGGAUUAGGAUCCGCGGCUACUGUUAUCGGUGCCCAUCAAGCCGCUCAUGAUGUCGCCCAUGGUGUUGCUCACGGAGUCGCCAAUGGAGUCCUGGGAGCAGGAACAUCAAAGGGCUCUUCAGGUUCGGCAUCUCUGAAUAUUGGAUCUGCUGGAAGCUCCAAGGGAUCUUCUGGCUCGGGUUCGGCAUCAUUGGGAUCUUCAUCUGGCCACUUGAGUAUCGGUUCUACCGGAUCAUCUACCGGUCACUUGAGUAUUGGAGCCUCUGGAAACCAGGGUUCCAGUGCAGCUUCUCUCGGAUCAGGAUCCGCAGCUACUGUGAUCGGAGCCCAUCAAGCCGCUCAUAAUGUCGCCCAUGGUGUUGCUCACGGGGUCGCCAACGGAGUUCUGGGAGCAGGAGCGUCUGCUUUGUCGCCAUUGUCGCCUGUUGGAUCGGGAAGUGCAUCCCUAGGGUCCAAUGGAGGAUCUAUUUCCCUUGGAGGUAACUCCCAAGGCACUCAGGGAUAUCAUAAGGGAAGCGUUAGUCUGGGUAGCAACGGACUCAGCCUUGGCGGCAAUUUAGGUGGCCACUCUGGAAGCGCUGGAAUCGGACUCGGUGGUGCCCAUAUUGGGGGAUCCAUCAACCGCAGAGCAGGUCUUUUCCUGGGAUAGUUUUAGAUCUCUGAUUACUGAAAUUAACUUAAAACUUUAUUAGUAUUCAUUAGUUUUGUAACUUGAUUUCUAAAACCACUUUUAAGAUUCUUAUUUCUCUGUUAGAAUCCAGUCAAUAAAAAUAUAAAAUUAAAA
Molecule: messenger RNA, 2658 nt
Organism: Drosophila bipectinata
Lineage: Eukaryota; Metazoa; Arthropoda; Insecta; Diptera; Drosophilidae
Product: mucin-21
Source: RefSeq, a predicted model, not a curated record